UCUGUAUCUUUGAGGGUGAUGUAGCAUCUAAAUUGCGGCCAAUAGAGUUACUUGAACCAAGCGCACGGGAAUCUUUGCAAGGUGUAAUUCCCAUCUGAGCCAAUCACAAUAAAGCAUGCUAAUUUGAUUUGAACCAAUUACAAAGCAGGUCUUGACAAUUUAAAAUUUGUGGAUUAGAUGUAAUUCCAAGGAAAGUGUUUGUCCCUUUCAUUUUCCUUACUUUGGGAAAUAUGAGAUCAGCGGUAUCGUAGUAUCCGAUUAGUGCCUGAGUAUAUUUAAUUUCUGUACCCGUUACCUUCCCCGUGUUUGUUGAAAUGUCUAGAAAGGGGGCAAGUAGACUUGAAACAGAAAUGCAAAUUUGGACAAGAGCAAUGGGUAUUAUUCCUGGAAGAAACUCAUCGGAAGUUUUCAGGAAACUUUGUAACAAUGAAAGAAAGGCAGUGUUUGAACGUGUCAUGAGAGAAAUACGACCUAGUCAUGAAGUGGACCAUAUACGAAAGAACUUGGCUUUAAAAAGAAUGUCACAGAAAGCAGAACAAAGACAAAUGCUUGCAGCAAAAGAAGAGGAAAUACAUAUGAGGGAACAUGAUUUUGAGCUGGCUCAUCAAAGAUUAAAAGUUUUGAACUGUGAGCUGCAAGCUAUAAAACAGAGAACAAGAGAUCUGCAUACAAAAAAGUUAAUAUUAUGUUAUAAGAGGCAAGAUCUUGAGAAGGAUGCAGUAAGAUAUGAAGAAUUAUGCGAGGUUGCAAACUUCUUUCAAGAACCAAAAGAAAGUGGUUCCGGUGAUGUACAUUCUUCUUACAACAAGCAUACAGAAAAUUGUCGAAAUGCAGUCUGUGAAUGUAAUGCACAGAUUGUAGAGCUUCACAAACUAUACAAGAUGAAAGAUUUGGAUUUGGAAAUUUUACAUGGAAGAAAAAAAUCUGUGUUGGAAUUUGUGCAUUGUCAGAUGAAGGACAUUCCCAUAAUGAAUAUCUGGCAUACAUUACUGCAUUCCAUAGAUUGUCUGAACAAGGAGCUGCAUAGCCUAACUCAGAGAGAUUUGAAGGAGUCUGAGCAUCUGCAAUCUGUGAAGGAAUGUAUUGACUCAGAAAUGAAGAAAUUCAUGAAGUCACAUCUGGAGUUAUUUGCAGCCCAUCAUAGUCUUCAGCACAAGAUAAAUUCAAGUAACAGUGAGUGUGACACACUUCUUGACAGGACUGCAGAAAUGUUGCAGGAGAAGAUGCUUGGACGUGAACUUAGUGAGGAUGUUCAAGAAUCAGGCAAAGUCAGAGAAUGGUUGGAACUGCAAAUUAAGUUCACAGACUUGGAUGUCAUUAAGAGUGCCUUGCAGCAAGAGAUAAAGAAUUUAAAAGCAAAUGUAAAUCUCUCAGACAGUUAUAUUCUGCCUUUGCAAGAAGAGGAAGCUAAAAGAAUAAGCAAAGAAAUUGAAAGGGUGCAGGCAGAUAUCAGAACUAAUUAUAUGUGGCUUACAAGGUCACAUGCAGGCCAAACUGAAACUGAAGAGAAACUGAAACAGGAGAUCACAAAGCUGUCAAAGAUCUUUGCUUUGGAUGAGCAUGGUGUGACAACCCUGGAUGCGUCAGUGAAAGGGCUACAAAAUGCAGUGGAGCAAGAGUUGAAGGAAUUCAUGGCACUCCCUCUUCAUUUACUUGAAAAUGUCACUCUUCCCUUAGGUUCUGUAAUACCUAGCAGUCAGCAAAUCCUCAAAUACCAUCACCACCACCAAUACACAGGCCGUGAGCUGGCUGAUGUCCUAACAGCACUGGAAGGUGCUCCUUCUGCUGCACCCCAUAGCAUUGCACUUCAGUUCCUGGAGAAGAAGCUGUACCUGAACUUUCUGAACAUGGCAGAAAUGAACACCAAUGAUUUGAAGCCUUCAUUAGCUGUCUUGGACAUAUCUUAUAUGAAGAACAUGGAUAAUGCUGCUACAACUGCAGUAACUGAGGCCGUAAAAUUAACAGAGAAGUCCAUCGAGGGAUGCAGAGUAGUUGCAGCAAGAGCAGAGGAUAACUACAGAGCCUGGCUUGAACAUCCUCUACAACAUGCUGUGCCAGAACAUCUGCGAAUUGAUGAGAAACAUUUCGAGGCAUGGCGGUGUGAAUAUGACAAUUGGCUUGCAGCUUUGACUGACUUAGAAAGUGAAGAGCAAGUCCCACAGAUAUAAUAGUGGACAUGUUAUGAAUGCCAUUGCCACUGAAUGAGUUUAGUAUUGCUGGCUCAUACUGUGUAAUGGAAAAGAAUGUUGAUUUUGAUCCUUGCUACUCCACAUGAAACUCCAUAUUUGAGCUUGUACAAGAUGAGACUUAAUACCAAAGGACAUUAAUUUCUUUAGAAAGUACAAUAUUAAUUGAUAUUCAUAGUCAAAAAAUGGUCCAGACAAUAUUUGUUAGUAUAAAUGACACAUUAUAUUUCUUUUCUUUGAUAUGCUGAGACAUUCUUUAGAAAAUAUUUGUUAUUUAAAAUAAAUUCUGGUGAUAUAAAAUAUGUCUUGCAUUUAAUGGUGAGGAUUGAAAUAAAGGUACACUUUGAGUUUUGA
Messenger RNA from Cryptotermes secundus, 2540 nucleotides. RefSeq lists its product as uncharacterized. The transcript has 11 exons. The record is from RefSeq and is a predicted model, not a curated record. Bases 315 to 2168 code for a protein of 617 amino acids. Lineage: Eukaryota; Metazoa; Arthropoda; Insecta; Blattodea; Kalotermitidae.